Messenger RNA from Lingula anatina, 2265 nucleotides. RefSeq lists its product as uncharacterized. Gene Ontology annotation, cellular component: nucleus. Gene Ontology annotation, biological process: regulation of transcription by RNA polymerase II. Gene Ontology annotation, molecular function: RNA polymerase II cis-regulatory region sequence-specific DNA binding; DNA-binding transcription factor activity, RNA polymerase II-specific. The record is from RefSeq and is a predicted model, not a curated record. Lineage: Eukaryota; Metazoa; Brachiopoda; Lingulata; Lingulida; Lingulidae.
AUCAAAACCGGCUGGCGUUACUAACAUGUCGGUGUUUUAUUCCAAAUAAUCUUGACAACACAGCAUAUUUUACUCUGAUAAUUCAAGAUAAUUCGACAAAACAACCCUGUUUGUACAAAUGAAUACCGUGUGAAAUGUAUCCAAUUUGUAAAAUAUCUUAAUUUUGAUUUUUACAGUAACGAAACGGAGAGGUUAACACCCGGCAAGGGGCCCCCAUCGCCAGCAGCGGCGUCCAGAGAGAGAAAGAGACUUUCGAUUGAUGUAAUUUGUGGGUGACAUUAACACCCCCACCUCACACACACACACGCCCAUCCCAGUUUUGAUUUAAAGUGGUAACCGACCGCGGUCACCAUUUCACUCCAGUUCAACAACUUUGAAGAAUUGUUGUCUGAACUUGAUGAACCUAAUUUGAACUUAACACCCAGUCCAACAGAGAGUACAAUUUCCACAUUUGAUUACAACGUUUCACCAAGUCAAACAUGUACCUCUUACGAAAUCAAGGAUCCAGCAGCGAUGAUAGGAAGGGUAGGGGCCAAGGGGGAAAUGUCUCCCUCUUGGGAGACGCCUCAGGCGUCUCCAAUUUGGGAGACAUCUCCAGUGAUGAAGGAGACUCUGGUGACCGAGAUUUUAGCACCAGUCAUGGUCAAGCCCUCAAGUGGCACAAGCCAAGCAGUGGACACAACCACCACCGAUACCCUGACUGGCCUAGACCAGGAGGCGUGGACGACCUUGGAGGCCACGCUGUUGAGUUAUGGGGAUGCGGAGGCCUUGGACAGUUCCUCGAUCUACGCACGUUCAGUGCAGAAGACGAGUGGCCUAUUUAACCCAAGUGAUUCCCUUAAAGAAACAUUGAAAUUGGAUCUAUUUGCUGAUGAAGAAUGUGACGACCUCUUAAUGACUUGUAUGAAGCAGACAGUGUUAAAGGAGGGACCAGACCCUGACACCUCAGUAGAGGCGGCUUCUGAUGACUUUGAAAAUGACUGGUUAUUUAAUGAGACCGAAUUUCUGGAUGACUUUGCUGAUUUGUCUAAAUACAUUGAACAGAACACCAUGCCAGUUGAACAAAGCAACACUGAAACAUCCACAUCUGAGGCACACGAGUUAGUCCCAACUAUUGACAACGUUACCAUAGUAACUGAACCUAGCCAGUCCAGUGAAAGCUUUGGCACUGUAGAUUUGGCCGACAUUUCAGCAGAGGUGGAUCACAAUGACUCUGACAGCACAGAUUCCAAUUCUACAAUUGAUCAUGAUUACUCGCGUGGAAAAAAGAGAAAAACUGACAGUGUGACAUCAGAUAUUGUCACAAAGAGAGCAAAAGUGAACAGCGUGGCAUCUGAAAGUGACACUGAAUCUGUAAUAACCACUGCAUCUGGAAGCAAUGAUAGAUAUGGAGAAAGAAGGCGAAAGAAUAAUAUUGCUUCCAAACGCUCCCGUGAACAGCGUAAAAACAAAUACAUUGAAAUGGAAGAAGAAGCUGUUCGCCUGGCAAAGGAAAAUUCAGAACUGCAAGCUAAGAUUGAAUUGCUUGAGAAAGCUACAAAAGACUUAAAGCAGGUUUUGGUUCAAAAAUUGACAUCUGGUUCUAAGUAAAGUGUGAAAAAAACAUCAACAAAAUUCAUCUGAAAAUAUUCAUUUUAUAACAUUUGAAAUGUUUUUUCCCUUGUCUGUAAGUGAUAUUGUAUAUAAUAUAUGUUUUCUUGAAAUGAAGUACCAUUAUAUAAAGUCUCUUUCCAUGACAUUUGUUAUCACCAUUGGAAUAGAGCAAAGAAAUGGAAUUUAGAUAUUUAAUGUUAUAUAACCCAGAUAUUAUUAUUAUCAAUAUUUUUUGUAAAGAAAUCUAAAAGAAUUUGUAAUGUAUCACCAUUACAGAGUCACUUACUCAGGUGUAUAUGUAGUCCAGUCAGGAAAGGAGGGGGGCAUUUUUGGCACAAUUUGUUGUGGAUUUGAAGUUGCAUUUCCUUUUCAGUGCAGACAGGGGGUAAAGCUUCCUUUUCAUUUUAGAAAGGGAAGAAAACAAGAAAUCCCCCCCCCCCCCUCCUAUCCAACUGCAAAAUAGUAAUAACAAUACAUUUUUGAAUUCUUACAACCCUUAUUUCUUUAGUAUGAGGUAAGGAAUGACGAUAUCCUUUUUCCAUACUACACGUUGGAAACUUAUUUUUGAAGUCUUACACACCAUGUAAAUAUGCUAAUGUAUGAUGUAUUAUAUAUUUCAUUUAGAUGUCAGACUAGUGUGCUGCUGUAAAUAAAAUGUUAAUCGUAACCUUA